AUGCCCAUCGAGGUCAGAACCGACGGGCUCGUCGUAGGGCAACUGUCCGUAGUACUGAUACUGGCUGCAUUUAUUAAAUUCUUCAUCUUUGGCGAUCCACCGUCAUCAGAUGUAACGGCAUCACUACGUGCCUCGGAACGGAGAUCCAGAACACUCGCUCACAAGCAAUCCCUUCUCAGUUUACGCAGUCCGAGUCAAAGGCAGAGCCAGCAUUUGAAGCGCAAGAAGUCCAGCGUGCUACGGAACCCACCAGCGCUCACCAUUGGAUCCAUUUUGAGCAAAACUUACUACAACGUCGACAGCCACCAACCGGAAAGCCUCGAUUGGUUUAAUGUCCUUGUUGCUCAGACAAUCGCUCAAUUUCGAAGCGACGCACAACAUGAUGACGCCAUUCUCAAUUCCCUAACCAAGGCGCUGAACGGAGCAUCUCGGCCUGACUUUAUCGAUGACAUUCGUGUUACGGAACUGAGUUUAGGAGAGGACUUCCCCAUUUUCAGUAACUGUCGCAUUAUCCCCGUGGAUGAAGACGGCCUUACUCUCGGGAAUGGUAUCAAAUUUGAUGCCACGGCUGCUGCACGGGAUGGAACAAGACUGCAAGCUCGGAUGGAUGUUGACUUGAGUGACAUGCUUACUCUUGCUGUCGAAACAAAACUGCUCCUCAACUACCCGAAGAAGCUAUCUGCUGUCCUCCCUGUUGCGCUGGCCGUCUCUGUUGUCCGGUUUAGCGGGACUCUAUCCAUUUCCUUUAUUCCUAGCAAUCCGUCACAAUCGACACCGACAAUGAUGACUUUUAGUUUUCUAGAUGAUUACCGAUUGGAUUUUUCUAUCCGCAGCUUGCUUGGGAGCAGAUCCAGAUUACAAGAUGUACCCAAGAUUGCCCAGCUAGUCGAAGCUCGGCUGCACAGGUGGUUUGACGAGCGUGCGGUGGAACCCCGCUUCCAAGAGAUAGCUCUCCCAAGCUUGUGGCCGAGGAAAAAGAACACCCGAGGACCUGAUGAUACAAUUGUGGAUGGAGGCUUAUCUAUUGGUCGGUCUAAAGGGAAAGAUAUUGGUCGUGAUGUUCGAGAUGACAUUUCAUGGCGAAAAGAGACAUCCACUGAGGGUCGAAAAUGGGACAUGACAUCGCUGAGGUAUCGCAACCCUGUUCAAGAUACCAACAUUGCUGAUAUACCGGGUUCACUCCCCAGCCUUUAG
Metarhizium acridum CQMa 102 is the source of this 1194-nucleotide messenger RNA. The record is from RefSeq and is a predicted model, not a curated record. NCBI's taxonomy places the organism in Eukaryota, Fungi, Ascomycota, Sordariomycetes, Hypocreales, Clavicipitaceae.